Messenger RNA from Cladophialophora yegresii CBS 114405, 1701 nucleotides. RefSeq names its product M-phase inducer tyrosine phosphatase. Lineage: Eukaryota; Fungi; Ascomycota; Eurotiomycetes; Chaetothyriales; Herpotrichiellaceae. Gene Ontology annotation, molecular function: protein tyrosine phosphatase activity. Gene Ontology annotation, cellular component: nucleus; cytoplasm. The transcript is spliced from 3 exons. Gene Ontology annotation, biological process: protein dephosphorylation; positive regulation of G2/MI transition of meiotic cell cycle; positive regulation of G2/M transition of mitotic cell cycle. The record is from RefSeq and is a predicted model, not a curated record. Bases 1 to 1701 code for a protein of 566 amino acids.
AUGAUUGAAGCUUCAUCACCAUUGGCGGCCAUGCAGCCUCCAGCAUUCAUGGGCCAUUGCGGAGGCUUCAGAGCAGAUGCUCCUCCAUCAUAUGCUUCGUUUGCGGCUGCCAAAUCAUUUGGUACGAACAGCUUCAACUUCAGAGACCUGUCAAUGAAGAAGUCACAACCGGAUUAUUUCAGCCUCAAGCCUGUUCGAGGGUCGUCACCCACAGCGAGCCUGGCUGCGGACCUUUCACAAAACUUCCAUAUAGAUCAGAGUCCGCAACUACCUACGCCCCGAAGAUCCCUCUUUCCCAAUGGCUUGUUCGCGCAGGAAGGUCACAGAAACCUGACGACCCCCCCAAUCCCGUCCUCCUCCCCCGGGACGAACGAUUGUAUGGACAUGGACCUGGAUAUAUCUCCUCUGCCACACAAAAUGCCUUUCUGCACAGUGUCAAUACAAUUGCAGUCACCUUCACCAGACCUGACUCCGACCGAUAGGAUGUCAAUACCCUCACCGGCUCCGGCUGAUUCUCCUACCGCCUUUCCGGAGCUGAACCUCCCUCAAGAGAGACGAAAACCAGGAUUUCUACGGCCUUCAUUAGCUAAAGCUAAGGGCUUUAGUACUGGCACCUUGCCGCAACGGCCUGCCCUCGAAAGCCAGCUACCACCCUUCCGAUUUGGCAAUGGCAACUUCUCGAGCAAACCUGCGACCUCAUCUUCGCUUUCUCUCUCGGAAAUCUUCGAAAGCUCUCCUGUCCAGGACAAAACUGCUGCACGACUGUCGGCUCCUGUAUUUGCUCCUCCACGCUCUCGCCCGGCCCUGGCUGCCACUGGCCAAUCGUCUCGCAAUGGAUCCCCCUCAUCCAACCACAUGAGGAAGUCGUCUAACCCUCUGGUGAGACCUCGCAAGCAGUUCCGACGAUCUUUGAGCAUGUUUGAGCAUCCCGAAGAAGUGAUGAGGCAAGAAAAAGACCGUCUAAGCCCGCCUCCUCCAUUAUUACCUUCUAUUAUGGACGUCGAAGCUCCACAUGUCCCUCAAUUGCCCCACUUCAACCUGGAAGGUGAAACGGGCUGCCUUCCUCGGAUAUCGAAAGAGACAAUGGUCUCAGUGCUAGAUGGGGAAUUCGACCACUUGUACGAGAAGCGUGUCGUCAUUGACUGCAGAUUCGAAUACGAGUAUGAUGGCGGCCACAUCGAAGGAGCUGUAAACUUCAACGACAAGGAGAAGCUUGCAGCUCAACUCUUCGAGAUUGAGCCGACCCCGAAGGCGCUGCUCAUCUUCCACUGUGAAUACUCUGCCCACCGCGCCCCUCUUAUGGCCAAGUACAUACGCAACAAAGAUCGCACUGUCAAUGCGGAUUGCUACCCAGCAUUGACAUACCCAGAAGCCUACAUAUUAGACGGCGGGUAUAGCAACUUCUUCAAGGACUAUCGGUUGAGGUGCUAUCCUCAGAAUUACGUCGAGAUGCACGCAAAGGAGCAUGCUCUCGACUGCGAACGAGGUCUCGGAAAGGUGAAACAAAGAGUCAAGCUUGCUCGAGCUCAGACAUUCGCCUUCGGCCAACAUUCACCUCUCGAUUCAAGCCCUACCGCCAUGGGUCGAAGAACCUUGGAUAGCGACAUGGAUCUCGACAUGGGCCUGGAAUAUACCCCUGUUGCUGGGCCGAAAACUGGUCUCGACGCCCUCCGCCGCAACCACCGAAUGCUGUCCUAUUAG